GAAAGUCAUGCCCGUAAGCAAGGUAUUUUUGGCAGCAGUAAUGGUAUCCCUGAUGACGACGACAAUUGCAGGUGAACCGAAGCGGGCGGCUCAGCGGAGGCCAGAUAGCCUCGAGGGACGUCAACUUCCUUCCAUAUUUGGAGUGAUCAGCCCCGACACCUUGCCCGUCUAUUUCAGCUUCAUUGUCAUCGGUGCUUCCAUCAUUGCCAUUUUCGUGAUAACAGCUGUUCUGGUCAACCAAAACCGUCUCCAGGGCCGUGACCUUGACCUCAGCCGUGACCUGAGGGACCUCACCUGGAGCGUCUACUCGGCGCUUUCAAAAUCCUAGAAAAAUUAUAUCCAGAUGACGACCCAGCUUUUGUCUAUCUACUCUUUCA
This is a messenger RNA of Penaeus vannamei (Pacific white shrimp), 377 nucleotides long. RefSeq lists its product as uncharacterized. NCBI's taxonomy places the organism in Eukaryota, Metazoa, Arthropoda, Malacostraca, Decapoda, Penaeidae. The record is from RefSeq and is a predicted model, not a curated record.